UAUAAAGUCGCCAUGUUUACACUUCUUGUAAAAUGGCGGGUAGAACUAAUCGGAAUUUUCUUGACAUAAUCCAUUUAUUUCUGAGCUCAACAAGCUGAACUGUGCACUAAGGUUUUAGGAUGAGUUUGUUGAAGAAAUGGGCGUCCUUUUCGCCGUCACAAACUGCAAGCAGCGAGGUAGAGAGGAGAAAUGUUCGAGAAGUUCAUCAGCAGAAUGCAGAGAAUUUAAAUCUUGUAGAUAUGCACUGGAACAAUUCUAAGCAAAUCAUGGGCUUGGAUGAAAAGACAGUCAGUGAUAAGGAAAAGUGUAAGAUCCUGGUGUAUCAUUUGAAUGAGAUCGUUUCAGUCUUAAUCGAGGAAAGAGAAGAUUAUCCUGGUAGUUGCUUGAAGUACGUCCUCGACGAGAACGUCUUUCAGGUACUGUAUGUAUGGAGCACUGCAGAAUCAAGAGGAUCUACAAGAGAUAUAAUUAUGAGAUCAGAACAGAUGAAGAUUUAUAGAAACCUCAUUGAUAGAUGUAGGAGUCCUUUAUUACUAUACGAAGAAAUCUGGGAGCCACUUUUAUUUCUCCUUCACUCGUGUGCUAAUGGCGUCCCAGCAGAGAUGGAGAAUGAUUUUGUAUCUGUUCUGAAAGGCUUAUGUGUGAGCGUAAACAGAGAUUUCGCUUUGCUAGACUUAUUUUUCUUGGGGAAUCAUAGACACACAGAGGUUAGGAAUCUUUCUGUGUUUUCUUUACUGAUUCCUUAUCUUCAUCGGGAUGGUAAUGUUGGUGUGUGGGCCAGAGAUGCUGUUCUUUUAUGCAUGGCUCUUUCUUCAGUAGACGAACGUCUCGGCAACUACAUCUUAGAAAAGACCAACUUUUGCCCGGUACUAGCUACUGGUCUUAGUGGCCUUUUUUCAGAUCUUCCCACAUCACUUGAUAUCCCGUCAGAAGACUGGUACUCGCUAGAGAGAGGUUUAUGGGCAACCUUUCCUGAACUUGUUGCUUUCCUGACUUCAUUGGAAUUCUGUAACAAUGUGAUUCAGAUAGCACAUUCUAAAGUACAGACCAUGUUGCUGGAACUCAUCUAUAAUGGAUUUUUAGUCUCUGUUAUGUCUUCAGCAUUGUCACAGAGUUCUACAGAGGCCCUGACAGCAGUGACUGCUUACAUAGAUUUAUUUUUGCGUAGCAUUACUGACUCCAAAUUGAUGUCAGUGUUUGUCAAGUUCAUUCUUACAGAAAAGUGUGAUGGGAUACUUGUCCUGGAUUCACUUGUAUCCAGGAUUAGUCAUGAAUCCCAGCUGUCUGUAGUGUCUUUAGGAUUAUUUUACACCCUACUGGAUUUGAAUUGUGAAGAUAUCAUGUAUACACUAGUUUUGAAGUAUCUUAUCCCUUGUUCUCACAUCCUCAGUAGUCAGAAGAGAGUAGUCAGAGAGGUAGACUACUACAGUAAGAGUGCCGCCAAGUUCCUGUCCCUGAUUCCAUCUUGUUGUGAUUCAUAUCAUCAAUCCAGUCAGCCAAUGUCACCAACAUCUUCGUCAGAAAGCCUUAAUAAAUCUGUAGAUGGCCAAGUAAAGAUUGACUUGGAAACCUCACAUGACCUUGUUAUGUACAGGCCCCACCUCAUGCACACCCGUUACAGURAAGUCCAAUCUGAUUAUAUGGAAUACCUCAUGGAUGCUCGUACGGCAAUACGCUACUGUGCCAUGCGCUGCUCAUGCUGGAGCUCCACUUAUGAUGGCGCUGACCAUUUGACCGUAGACUCGACUAGUGAAUCAAGCAAACGUCAUUCCAUGUCUCAUGUAAAUGGCGCCAUUCCUGGCCGAACGGCCUCGGACUUAUCAAGCUAUACAUCAAACCAAACACCUGGAAUCAAAAGACAGCGAUCGCUGUCCGAAUUCGAAAACCCAAAGCAAGAAGUAAACUUAGGACUAUUCUUAGACACAAUUUUUAAGAAGCUGGAGAAUAUGCAUAACAAUACAUUUUACGUGAAUCUGAUACUUACAGCAGUGAUCACACGGUUAUCAUACUACCCGCAGCCAUUACUCAAGUCUUUCUUGCUUAACUACAACAUGGUGCUCAAGCCUGGAGUUAGAUCACUAUUUCAGAUUCUCAGUUCUAUCAAAAUUAAGGUAGAAAACGUUGUUGACAACGUGGAUGGUUUAGAAAAGUUGCUGCGUCGAGCAAGAAAAAACCUUAUCCUACGAGAGGAAAAGAGUAAAGCUAGUAUUCAAAGCGUCGUUGCUAUCAAUUCAAAACCAAAGGAACCUAAAAAAAUCAGCUCAAAUGACACAGGAAGCCCACGCUCACUUAAACAUCAGCAACGCCAAAGAACUGAGUCAUCACUGUUGUAUGUGGUCAAGCUACUAAAGGAUGGUCCGCCCCCUUCACUUGAUAAGGGACUUGGGUUUGGGAACAUAGAGACGAAGAGUACAUCGUCUAGUUUGUCUCUAACUGAAUCUGUUGACACUCCUGAAUCUAUGAGCCCACAGUAUGGUAGCACAGCAGACUUGACCACUAGUGCAAGUCCCGAGGGUGCGACACCUGUAGCAAGCCCAAAAGCAGAAAGAUCAGAGCAGAAAAGAGUGCCUACAGGGAUUAAAAAUACUUAUAAGCGAAAAAACCCCAAAACCAUCAAGAAUGCUGUAUACUGUGUGAUUGUAUUGGAGGAAUGGUUAAAGGAGUUAGCGGCGAUUUCACAAGAGCAUGCGCUUUGGUCCUUUGAUGACCAGGAAGAUGUUAGCUAGGAAACGGUUAUGUUAGCAAUUGAAAUGAAGAAAGAGGUUGAACACCUUCAAGCACACCAACGUCAGUCAUACAAAAUCAGAUAUCAGCAUAUACUAUAAGCAUAUUUUUACAUUCCAGGCCUUUGAUGGAAGUUUUCAAAUUUAUUCACAUCUCUAUUAAAGGACUUGUGAAACUCGUUUUUGAUACUGUAAGUCAAACACUUCAAUUGAUGGUUUUCAACCAUUCCCAAGAGAAUUAGAUAACAAAAGACACGGCGGCCAUGUUGGAGGAUAUAACAAAAGAAUUCAUUGACAUUCUUUUGUUACGUUCCUCCAACAUGGCCGCCGUGAAAACAAUCAAUCUGACACCCGCAGCAAUCUAAAAAAUUUUUUACUAUUGCAGCAUGAAGUAGUGACACACCUUCAUACCGGUUGAUGAGUAGUUCAUGAAGUCAGUAUUUUGGUUUUUCAUUUAAUUUUUGUUUUUUGCAAUAAUUUUUAAGGUCUUAAUUUUACAGAUAAUAUUAUUUUUUUCAUCUACUAUAAAUUACAUAUAUUUAAAUAUAAACAUUUCUCAUAGCACGACCAUGACACAGCAAUUCGGAAUUUUCCUAAGAAGCAUAGGAUUACUUUCCAAGCGUUAAAGGUUUAGAUGUGGAUAUAAGUUGGGGUGGGGGUGUGGGUAGGGAUUGUGGUAACCCCCUAUUGCAAGAAAACUCCCUAAAAGAAAAGUAUGAACACAAUUCGAAUGAACGAUCUUAUUCUCAAGAGAAUGACACAUGGUCUGUAAUGGGCAAAAYAUUACACCUGAGGAGAGUUGGUACGUUAAAUAUAGGUCCUUUUACUCAGUGAGAUGGUACGUUCUCGACUACUUUGGGUACAAAGAAUACCUCUUGUAUGGAUACAGAUAUAACCAUGAUUUAUAUGAUAUCCUUCAGCAGAAUAAAUACUUAUCUCACUAAGA
This is a messenger RNA of Actinia tenebrosa (Australian red waratah sea anemone), 3669 nucleotides long. RefSeq names its product FHIP family protein v1g243165. The record is from RefSeq and is a predicted model, not a curated record. NCBI's taxonomy places the organism in Eukaryota, Metazoa, Cnidaria, Anthozoa, Actiniaria, Actiniidae.